Molecule: messenger RNA, 198 nt
Organism: Pestalotiopsis fici W106-1
Lineage: Eukaryota; Fungi; Ascomycota; Sordariomycetes; Amphisphaeriales; Sporocadaceae
Exons: 2
Coding region: 1-198 (65 amino acids)
Source: RefSeq, a predicted model, not a curated record
AUGAGCGUCGAUAUUCUCUACCGAAACCAGUUGCGAGCCACGAUAAACAUUGCCCACUCCAAAUACAAGGCCUUGUCGAGCAGCGGCUCGGACGGCAAGAUCGAAUUUGACAAAGGUGCUGAGGAACCGGUUUUUGGACUGGAUGCUGGUGCAUACUCGUUUGCGAUGGUGGACAAUGUCGGGUAUGGGUUCGACUAG